This is a messenger RNA of Puma concolor (puma), 1992 nucleotides long. Lineage: Eukaryota; Metazoa; Chordata; Mammalia; Carnivora; Felidae. The record is from RefSeq and is a predicted model, not a curated record.
AUGUCAGCACAGGGCAUGGCACCAUCAGUGCCCUCAAGCGAGCCCGCCACCUUCAGUGGUGUGGCAAUCGAUGGAAAUAAUAACGAAGUCAAAGAAAGACAUAUCCAGCUGGUCAAGAAAAGAGGAAAUGUCAAGGCUCUUGAUGAAGAACUUUACAAACAAGACAGCAUGGACUUGAAGGUGGAGUUUGAGACCCACUUUGGCAUUGCCCACACGCGCUGGGCUACCCAUGGGGUCCCCAAUGCUGUCAACAGCCAUCCACAGCGCUCAGACAAAGGCAACGAAUUCGUUGUCAUCCAUAAUGGGAUCAUCACAAAUUACAAAGACCUAAGGAAAUUUCUGGAAAGCAAAGGCUAUGAGUUUGAGUCAGAAACAGACACAGAGACCAUCGCCAAGCUGAUUAAAUACGUGUUUGACAACAGAGAAACUGAGGACAUUACGUUUUCAACACUGGUCGAAAGAGUCAUUCAGCAGCUGGAAGGUGCAUUCGCGUUGGUUUUCAAGAGCAUCCACUACCCGGGAGAAGCUGUUGCGACCAGGAGAGGCAGCCCCCUCCUCAUUGGAGUGCGCAGCAAAUACAAGCUUUCCACGGAACAGAUCCCCAUCUUGUACAGGACACGCAAUUUCGAGAACGUAAAGAAGAUCUGCAAGACAAGAAUGAAGAGGCUGGACAGCUCAACCUGCCUUCAUGCCGUGGGCGAUAAAGCAGUGGAAUUCUUCUUUGCUUCUGACGCAAGUGCUAUCAUAGAACACACCAACCGAGUCAUCUUCCUCGAGGAUGACGACAUCGCCGCAGUGGCUGAUGGGAAGCUCUCUAUUCACCGGGUCAAGCGUUCAGCUAGUGAUGACCCAUCUCGAGCCAUCCAGACCUUGCAGAUGGAACUGCAGCAAAUCAUGAAAGGUAACUUCAGUGCAUUUAUGCAGAAGGAGAUCUUCGAACAGCCAGAAUCAGUUUUCAAUACUAUGAGAGGUCGGGUGAAUUUUGAGACCAACACAGUGCUCCUGGGUGGCUUGAAGGAUCACCUGAAGGAGAUUCGACGAUGCCGACGGCUCAUCGUGAUUGGCUGUGGAACCAGUUACCACGCCGCAGUGGCUACACGGCAAGUUUUGGAGGAACUGACUGAGCUCCCUGUGAUGGUUGAACUCGCCAGUGAUUUUCUGGACAGGAACACACCUGUGUUCAGGGAUGAUGUUUGCUUUUUCAUAAGCCAGUCAGGUGAGACCGCAGAUACCCUCCUGGCAUUGCGCUACUGUAAGGACCGUGGGGCCCUGACCGUGGGCGUCACCAACACCGUGGGCAGUUCCAUCUCCCGAGAGACCGACUGCGGUGUCCACAUCAACGCAGGACCAGAGAUCGGCGUGGCCAGCACCAAGGCUUAUACCAGUCAGUUCAUCUCCCUGGUGAUGUUUGGUUUGAUGAUGUCUGAAGACCGCAUUUCACUGCAAAACAGAAGGCGAGAGAUCAUCCAUGGUUUACAGUCUUUACCUGGGCUGAUUAAGGAAGUGCUGUCGCUGGACGAGAAGAUUCAUGACCUGGCCCUGGAGCUCUACACCCAGAGGUCACUCCUGGUGAUGGGACGGGGCUAUAACUAUGCCACAUGCCUGGAAGGAGCCCUGAAAAUUAAAGAGAUAACCUACAUGCACUCAGAAGGCAUCCUGGCGGGGGAGCUGAAGCACGGACCCUUGGCACUGAUUGACAAGCAGAUGCCCGUCAUCAUGGUCAUCAUGAAGGACCCUUGCUUUGCCAAAUGCCAGAAUGCCCUGCAGCAGGUCACAGCCCGCCAGGGUCGGCCGAUCAUACUGUGCUCCAGGGACGACACUGAGAGUUCCAAGUUUGCGUAUAAAACGAUCGAGCUGCCCCACACAGUGGACUGCCUCCAGGGUAUCCUGAGUGUGAUUCCGCUGCAGCUCCUGUCCUUCCACCUGGCUGUUCUCCGAGGAUAUGACGUCGACUUCCCCAGAAAUCUGGCCAAGUCUGUAACAGUGGAAUAG